Messenger RNA from Sodiomyces alkalinus F11, 1675 nucleotides. RefSeq names its product DUF89-domain-containing protein. Gene Ontology annotation, biological process: DNA damage response. The coding region runs from base 172 to 1578 and encodes 468 amino acids. The record is from RefSeq and is a predicted model, not a curated record. Gene Ontology annotation, molecular function: phosphatase activity. Gene Ontology annotation, cellular component: nucleus; cytoplasm. NCBI's taxonomy places the organism in Eukaryota, Fungi, Ascomycota, Sordariomycetes, Glomerellales, Plectosphaerellaceae. The transcript is spliced from 6 exons.
CAUCGGGACGUCGCAGGGCAAGAUCAACAGUCUUGUUGUUCUUGAUUAUUAAAAGAUUUUAACCAUUUUAAAAGUUUUUUUUCUAUUGCGUCUUGACUUUUUGUUUCUGCCUUCUCCCCGAGCCCAAUUCUAACAUCCACUGGCAUUCACAUCCCAUCGACUUAUCUCAAGAUGCCGACUUUCUCUUCGACCGGCGAUAAGAAUUCCUUUGCGUGGCAGACUGCGCGGGUGCGUUGGCCCGUGAUCCUGACGCAAGCGAUUGACGACGUCUACCGGACAGUCGCGACAUGCAAAGACGAGGCCAAGAGGGAGGAGGGCAAGAAAAUCGUCGAGAAGAUCGCCAGCCUCAAGUAUGAGGUUCAGCAUGAUCGGCCGUUGGCGCCCAUUGAAGACGAUGGAUUUCCCGAUGUUUCGCUCUACAACAGAGAGCUGAAGGAACUGGGCUCGGCGGGCUGGCUUAAUGGCCCAUGGCUGUUCCUCGAGUGCUAUCUUUUCAGGCGCAUGAGUACCUUCUUCAGUCUCUCGAAACAUUGGAAGAACUACGAUGUCUUCAACCGCCAGAAGAUCAACACAUUCCGAUCUUCCCGGCCCGCUGUCCUCGAACUGGCCUCCCGCUACAAGGAACUCGUCGAGGAACUCCGGUCCGAGAAGAAGGCCACCCGCGAUGAGGAGGCCGAGAGGCUCCUCUUCUCCGAGAUGUGCGAAGUCUGCCUUUGGGGAAACGCCACUGACUUGUCUCUCCUCACGACCCUGUCGUACGAGGACAUCCAGAAGCUGCAGGGCUCCGAGGCCCGCAAGUCGGCGGAGAAGAACAUCCUCAUCAACGACCUCCCUGCCGCCUUUGAUACUCUCAAGAAGGCCAAGGCAGACGGUAAGGCGGAACGCAGAGUCGACAUUAUCCUCGAUAACGCCGGCUUUGAACUGUACGUUGACCUCAUCCUCGCCGGCUACUUCCUCUCCGCUGGGCUUGCCACGCACGUCGUCCUCCACCCCAAGUCCAUCCCCUGGUUCGUCUCGGACGUUCUUCCGUCCGACUUCGCCCAGACCCUGAGCCUCAUUGCCAACCCCAAACCAUUCUACGAGACGCCCUCGGAAGACGAGAAGCUGCAGGGCACCACGCCGGCGCCGCUGUCCACCGUCGACGAGGCGAACAUGGCCUUCCUCUUCCAGGAGUGGAGCAACUUCCACGCCGAGGGACAGCUCAUCAUCCGUCCCAACCGCUACUGGACGCACCCCAACCCGUACUGGAACUUGCCCGAGGAGGCCAAGGACCUGUACGAAGACCUCAAAACCAGUGAGCUCAUUAUCUUCAAGGGCGACCUCAACUACCGGAAACUUACCGGGGACUGCGACUGGGAUCCCACGACUCCGUUCACCGACACUAUCAAGGGCAUGGGACCAGGCUCCGGGCUUAACAUACUCUCUCUUCGGACCUGCAAGGCCGAUGUGGUAGUUGGACUGCCGCCAGGCAAGGAUGAGGAGCUUAAGGCCAGCGAGGGCGGCGGCGGUGACUCGGGUGCCAGACAGUGGGCAUGGAACGGCAAGUGGGCUGUUAUGUCUUUCUCGGGUGACAAGUAAACCUAGGCGACCAGCUCGUCACGACUGGAAAUAGACUUGCGGAGGAAUCAUUGAUAUAGAUAGACCAAGACACUGAAUAAAAUUAGAUUCUCAAUCG